AUGGACCAGUACGCCGAGCACUGGAAUAGCACGCUAAUGGGACAGGAUUUCUGGAAAACCGCCAGCCUGGUGGAUAACGAAGAGAAACACGAAUAUCCUCGGGGGGUUGGUCUUUCUGCGCUUCACAUUGCAACUGAUACAUCCAGCUUGGAUACAGACCUAUCCAAGCGCUUUCCAUUCAACCAGGAUCUCGAUAUGGAGCAGCUCCCACGCUCCCCGGACAAUGAACUGUUCAAAGAACUGCCAGCUCUCCCACUGAGUCCACUGAUGGAGACUCCAUUUACAGAGUCUCCCAUCAAAACUCCAAAGAAGGAACACCGUCGCACCGUUAGCAUGUCCGAAGCUCCCAGAACGCCUCUCCAGCGCUUCAGUUCCUUGGCUCAUUCGCCGCGCCUUCAUGGCCUGGCUCGCCGUGCACGCUCCCCAUCCCCUCUGAAGAGGUCUGCACCUGUAACUCCCGUUGGACCGCGUUUCUGGUCUGUUAAGACGUCUGCGCCUAAUACUCCCGCGCCCCGUUGGCAGUUGCUUUCGCCGCUGAAGAGGCCCGAGUCUCCGACAAAGACAAAGACAACCGUCGAGACGGUCGAGGUACCCGAGUCACCUACACCGUCGCCCCGUCUGGCAUCGGUGUUCGUCAACAUUGCUACGCCGGCAAAGCCACUCGUUGAGUUUCGUGGUGGUCCAUCUUGGCUUUCCCUUCCUCGGGACAAGUCAACGCUUGGACUGGAUCUGUUUCGGUCCUGUGCUCAUAAUCAAGAGGGAACCAACUGCCUUGAUAUUAUGGAGCUGAAACCCCUCUGCCAGUUCCGUGGCUUACGCUCUCUCAAACUCGUUGGCAUGAUGCAGUCAUAUCAAACCUACAUCUGGCAGGCUGCCUGGCUGAACCUGGCCCUUGAUGAACUGGAGCUGGGAAUGGUCCUGAAGCCUGAGAUUAUCGACCUGACGCAUGGUAGUCAGUGGAGGCCGAUCCGAGAAGGAUGGACAAUGGACGAGAAGCAAAAUGCUAAGCCUUCCUACUAUGGCCACCUCGGCGACGGCGAACUACACUCCAGCAUCGGCUACGGCGAGUACCUCGACAAACACAGCAUCGAAAAAGCCAAACUCCGCGCCCAUGCUAUUGCCCGGACCAGCCAAUACCUCACCAUCGAGACUCUCACGCUGUCCGGAUUUGUCGUGGAUGCCGACCCUUUCCUGCAAUGGUUCGACCCCGAGAGGUUGCACAGCAUUCAUUUCAAAGGCGAGUGCAUCGAUGCCGGCUUCUGGUUGGCCCCGGCUAUGCAAAAGGUUACUGUUCGAUGCCCUCGGAAGAUCGAUCUCGAGGAUGUGCCUGUUGGUAUCCUCACGCUGAACCUGCAGAAGGAUUUGAAGGUUAUCGAAUUGAAGGAUGGGAAGAAGGUCAAUGAGAUGGUGUAUGGUGACUCUGGGGUUGUGCUGGGUCGUUUGUGA
This is a messenger RNA of Penicillium cinerascens, 1446 nucleotides long. RefSeq lists its product as uncharacterized. Bases 1 to 1446 code for a protein of 481 amino acids. The transcript has 3 exons. The record is from RefSeq and is a predicted model, not a curated record. Lineage: Eukaryota; Fungi; Ascomycota; Eurotiomycetes; Eurotiales; Aspergillaceae.